Messenger RNA from Penicillium samsonianum, 429 nucleotides. RefSeq lists its product as uncharacterized. NCBI's taxonomy places the organism in Eukaryota, Fungi, Ascomycota, Eurotiomycetes, Eurotiales, Aspergillaceae. The transcript has a single exon. The record is from RefSeq and is a predicted model, not a curated record. The coding region runs from base 1 to 429 and encodes 142 amino acids.
AUGGGAUCCGGUGGGGCCCACCAACACCGGGUAGGUGGUGGUAAAAGGCAUGGCCAGCUGCUCCUUGAAUUCGGAUUUCGCGUAUACGAAUAUGAGAGCGAUGUCUUACCGAGCAUGGCCACCUCUUUAAUGGACGAGCUGAACAUUACUACAAGUCUCUGCGGCAUGCGGUUUGUCGUUGGGGGAUCGGACGGCAUGUCCUCUAGAAGGUCAACUCUAGGAGGCGCUAUCAUUCUAGGCGAAGAGUAUUUUGGUGUUACUGUACUGCAUCCUUUCAUUGAAAGGCAUCAAAUCAAUGAGUCCGAUGAUGAUGAUCAAUCCGACUUGAGUGAUAGCGACGAUAAUGCUUCUAGUAUGGAUAUCGAUUUCUAUCUAGAAGGCAUUACUCUAGAUGCAGACACAAUCUAUCUCCUAGAGUCUGAGUCUUAG